This is a messenger RNA of Osmia bicornis bicornis, 2500 nucleotides long. Its product is annotated as CLK4-associating serine/arginine rich protein-like. The transcript has 14 exons. The coding region runs from base 144 to 2405 and encodes 753 amino acids. NCBI's taxonomy places the organism in Eukaryota, Metazoa, Arthropoda, Insecta, Hymenoptera, Megachilidae. The record is from RefSeq and is a predicted model, not a curated record.
CGCUUAUGGUAAAAUACAAUAUGUCUACCUCGCGGGAGAAAAGUCUGUUAAUUAAUAACUUUUCGGAUUCGUUCUAUAAAUUCGUUAACUACACGAAAGUUCCUUUCUAAUUUAGCAAUCUGCGAAUUAUCUGAAUAUGUAAAAUGAGCUUUUCCGUGAAAAAAACAGGUGGUAGAAUGUGGCAUGAAGCACGAAAACAGGAAAAGAAAAUUCGUGGAAUGUUAGUGGAUUAUCGUCGUCGAGCUGAACGUCGACGAGAUUACUAUGAAAAAAUUAAAUCGGAUCCUACACAAUUUUUGCAACUCCAUGGGAGGCCGUGUAAAAUUCAUUUGGACCCAGCGAUAGCUACAGCUGGAGAUAGUCCAGCAAAUAUGAUGCCAUGGCAAGGAAACGAAGACAAUCUUAUCGACCGCUUUGAUGUGAGGGCUCACCUUGAUUGGAUACCAGAAGCACCAGAUUCUAUUGAUGUAGAUAUUGCUCUUACUAGCGAAGAUAGACAUAUCAAUUAUGAACGUUAUCGUAUAAUCGUUCAAAAUGAAUUUUUAGGAGUAACGGAAGAAAAAUUUCUACAUCAAAUACAUUUAGAGGAACAAUUCGGUUCUUCGACGAAAUUAGAUUCUAUUAAAGACAAGAAGAAAUCUUGUAAUAAUGUAGCCAUCGGAUACAACUACGAAACGGAAGAACCGAUACCCGAAACAAUGAAAUCAUUAGAUAAUGUUGUAUCUGAUGAAAAAGCAGACGAUGAAGAUAGUGAUAUUGAUUUAGACAUCUGUGUAGAUGUAUCUCAAAUAGAACCAUCGCAAGCACACGAAAUGAAUUUAGUAGCACAGAAAUAUGGACUCCUAGGAGCUGAUUAUUUUAGUUUUUUAACACAAGAUUUUGAAGAAGCUGAAACGUUAAGACAAGCGCGUAAACAAGAAGAAGAAAAAGCGAUGUACUCGGGUAGAAGAUCACGUAGAGAGAGACGUGCAUUUAGAGAAAAGAAAAUGAUCGGUCGAGUCAUGAGUCCACCUAGCUACGCAGCCCGAGAAAGUCCAGAAUAUAAUCCAUAUAGAAAAUCUUCUUCCAAGUCUCGAUCCAGAUCAGCAUCCCCUGUAAAUACUGGACAAAUCACCUAUAUCACAAGUUUCGGUGGCGAAGAAGAAACUCAUGGAAGUUCAUCCCAUGUUACCUCUUCCAAUUCGAAGAAAAUCAAUUACUCUCAUCUUAGGCGUCGGAGAUCAGACAGUCCAGCGCUUAACGAGAGAAUAGUUAAUAGAAAACUAUCAAAAUCAAGAUCCAGAAGUUGUUCUAGAUCCGUUAAUAAAUCUAAAUCGUAUAGGAACCGUGACAGAAAACGAAGUACAUCAAGAAUAAGAUCAAGAAGAACACAUUCGAAACACAGAAAAAUCACAAGAUCAAGAAGUCGUUCAAGAAGAUCGCGAACCAGAAGCGAAUCUAGAAGCCGUUAUAGAAGUUUCAGUAGAUCCCGUUCGCGUACUGUUUCAAGAUCAAAGACAAGAUCUAGAUCUCGCUCGCGUCCAAAAAGAUCCAGAAGUUCUUCUUCGAGUAGCGGGUCUAGAUCGAAAUCAAAGUCAAGAUCAAGAUCAAGAUUGCGAUCAAAAUCAAGGUCUAGGUCACAUAAUAGAAGUCACUCGAGAGAUAGUUAUCGCAGAAGACAUUAUUCUCUCUCAAAAUCAGCAUCUAAAUCGCGAUCCAGAACUAAAUCUCAAUCUAGAUCUAGAUCAAGAUCCAGAAGUCAAUCUAGAUGCAAACGUUCUAGAAGCCCCGAAACUAAGAUCCCGGCACUGCCAAGAUAUUAUGGUCGUCGUGGAAAAUCGUCGAGUUCGGAAUUAGAAUUAUCAGAUAACGAAGAGAAAGUCUCUACAACAACACCAAAACCAACGGCUAUUAACACUACAAGCAUGAACAAGCCAAAAGCAGGGUUAAGUACAAAUUCUGGUGGCGGACACAAAUCACUGAAAAUCACACCCCAGGAGCGGCUUAAAAAGAAGAUGCAAGCUUUAUUAAACAGACAGUACAAAGCUGACAAAAAAGCAGAACAGCUUCGGAUUGAGAAGAUGGAACAACAGAGGCAGGAUCGAGAAGAUGAAAUCCGAGAAAUGUCUCUAAAAUUACGUAAAAAACAAAGAGAACGAAGGCAUCGUUACGAAGGUCAUAGUUCUGAUUCACAUUCCUCUGUAUCACGCACACCAAGUCCUGGUCGCAGUCCGCGAAUUGUGCGUCGAGAAAGGAAAGACAGAGAUAUAAGGGACUUUGAAAAUGAUCGCGAACGAGAGAGGGACAGAGAAAGGGACAGACGUGAUGAUAGAGAAAAGUUUAGAACCGAAUCUCGUAGAAGAUACAGAGAAUCACCGGUUCGUUCUUUAAGUCCGAGAAAUAGCCGAGGCCUAGUCGAUUAUUGACGAGAAAGCAUACAGUUAAUCUUCCGCUGGAUGGAUUUAAAAUUUUAUUAGACACUUCCUGUAUUGCAUUCCUUCCAUAAAAUGCUACGAAUAUU